Messenger RNA from Triplophysa dalaica, 2096 nucleotides. RefSeq names its product short stature homeobox 2 (gene shox2). The record is from RefSeq and is a predicted model, not a curated record. Gene Ontology annotation, biological process: regulation of transcription by RNA polymerase II. NCBI's taxonomy places the organism in Eukaryota, Metazoa, Chordata, Actinopteri, Cypriniformes, Nemacheilidae. Gene Ontology annotation, molecular function: sequence-specific double-stranded DNA binding; DNA-binding transcription factor activity, RNA polymerase II-specific. Gene Ontology annotation, cellular component: nucleus. The coding region runs from base 201 to 1088 and encodes 295 amino acids. The transcript is spliced from 5 exons.
ACAAGCUUUGAAAGUAUAAAUAGUGCGACUUCAAUAACGGAUCGGCAGCAAGUCUGUACACUCUGCGACACGAGGGAUCGUGAAAGAUCACAACAUCUCGCGUUUUAGGCCGGCAGAGAGAAGCAGAGUUGAUGUCCUAUGGUAGACUGCUACGGAUCUAAAACGAAGAUUGUGUGCUUUUCUGUUUCUUGUGGGCAGUGAUGGAAGAACUUACCGCGUUUGUGUCCAAAUCAUUUGAUCAGAAGGUGAAGGAAAAGAAGGAGGUUAUCACGUACCGGGAGGUGCUGGAGGCCGGUUCGGCAAGAAACAGGGAGAGCCUGUCAGUGGAACAGGUCCGCGAGGAGGUGAACGGUAUGACGCGGGGCAACGCGCGGCAAUCGCCGGACAGGGAAGCCGACCUGACAGUGUCAGAGAAAAGCAGGGACGCGAUGAGUCCCAAACUUAUAGAGGAUAUAAAAGAGCGCAAAGAGGAUUGUAAGCCUCUGGAAGACGAGACGCAGACUAAAAUCAAGCAGAGACGGAGUCGGACUAACUUUACCCUGGAGCAGCUGAACGAGCUGGAGAGACUGUUCGACGAGACGCACUAUCCGGAUGCUUUCAUGAGAGAGGAGCUAAGCCAAAGACUCGGGCUGUCUGAGGCCAGAGUACAGGUUUGGUUUCAGAACCGACGGGCCAAGUGCAGAAAGCAGGAAAAUCAAUUACAUAAAGGGGUUCUCAUUGGAGCAGCGAGUCAGUUCGAAGCGUGUCGUGUCGCGCCUUACGUCAACGUGGGAGCUUUGCGCAUGCCAUUCCAACAGGAUAGUCAUUGCAACGUGCCGCCCUUCUCCUUUCAGGUGCAGGCGCAGCUGCAGCUGGACAGCGCCGUAGCCCACGCGCACCAUCACCUGCACUCGCACCUGGCGGCACACGCACCAUAUAUGAUGUUUCCAGGUCCGCCAUUCGGGUUGCCCCUGGCGACGCUGGCGGCGGAAUCGGCAAACGCGGCUUCGGUGGUGGCGGCAGCUGCCGCCGCGAAAACCAACAAGAACUCAAGCAUCGCGGACCUGAGACUGAAAGCAAAAAAGCACGCGGCGGCGCUGGGCCUGUGACGUCAGAACGCGUCGCUUCUCCAGCAAAGGUGGCUUGUUGAAGGAAAACACCAGAACGACAAACAUUAUUUAUGUUUCUUAUGAAGGACGUAACCAGAGGCGAGCUAUUUAUAAGAUGACACGAACUGUAUAGUGGAAGACCUCUGCGUGGAUUCCUUUGCGCGCGACAGAGGGACGUGAGCAGCUAGAAAAUGCUGAUCUGCAAUACAGAACUUUUAUCGAACUUUUGCAGAGUGGAAAAGGAAGAGACAAGAUGAAUCUGAAAAUACUGAUAUAAGGCAGCUGGGACGAUUGUUCGACUGUUUGCGUGACAAAGCGACUUUAAUACUUUAAUGAAAAUAAAGAGGCUGGCCUCGUUUUAUUUGCAACAGAUUUUCUCUGUGGAUAUUUGUGAACUACAUAACUACUAGCUACAUUGAUGUUACGAUCGAGGGUUCUCACUUUUGUCAUAUCAACAUGAAUGAUCCAGUGUUACACAUGCGCUUCUGUCCUCAUGGAUAAUGACACACGAGUCAGUAGGAACUGAACGCUGAGUGAAUAGGUCUAAUCGGUUUAUUAUUUAAAAAGUGUCCGAUACUGCCCAUUCCAAAGGUGCCCAUGUCACUUUUACGCAAACCAGGACUUUACGCUCGGUGUAUAAAUCAAAGUCUGGCAAUAAAUCCUACCUUAUAUGGUGCGGACACAUGUAAAAUAGGCCUAAUGCCAACAAAAUGUUUUUAUUUAUUUUGUGCUUCAUCAAGACCUUGUGGGAACGCUCUGGAUUCUCUUACCUAUCUUUCUUCAUCUCGAUGUGAAAAACCAUGUGAAUCAUUAAGUGUAAUGUUUAUGUUUUUAUAAGGAUUAUAGAGUAAACGCGCGAGGAUGGGUCUCUGAGAGAAACCAUUGGAAGCCAUUUUUUAUAAAAUCUAUGAUUUUAUCAUGACUGUGAAACGUGAGCUCACAUUAACACGAUGUUUUCGAUUUAUAAAAUAAAUGAAAAUGUUUUUUCUUUAACAUCCGUUUUUGUGU